Eimeria mitis is the source of this 984-nucleotide messenger RNA. RefSeq lists its product as uncharacterized. The transcript is spliced from 5 exons. NCBI's taxonomy places the organism in Eukaryota, Apicomplexa, Conoidasida, Eucoccidiorida, Eimeriidae. The coding region runs from base 1 to 984 and encodes 327 amino acids. The record is from RefSeq and is a predicted model, not a curated record.
AUGGCUGUCUACAUCAAACAAAGCCCUCCCCGGGAGGGAGUACGCGGGGGGUGGGAGGACUUCAAGUGGGAUUCUCUCAAGACGCAGACAAACGCUGACCGCGAUUAUUACCUCGGUGCGAGUGCAAAGGUGGGGAUUUGCACGCGCGGGGGGAAGUUUGAGAAGUUUGAUUGGUGGACGAAGAAGAAAGAGGCUGAAGGUACCAGUGUAGCAGAAGAUGAAGAGUUACGCAGGGUGAAGCGCUUCGAGCAGCAACUCCUAGACGAAGCACUGGGACGGAAGCCGCGCCACCUCCUUGCAGGUGAAGCUCUUCCAGACGAAGAGCCGCCCCCUGCAGCUGCAACUGCAACGGCAACGGCGGUGGCUGACGACCGCAGGGCCGCUGCUAAGGCGCUGAAGAAGCUCAAGAAGGAACAGAAGAAGCUGAAAAAGAUGCGGAAAAAGGAACAAAGAAGGGAAGCAAAACGUCUUCGCAUGGUGAAGAGAGAGCGCGACAGCGACUCCUCCAGUUCUUCUCGCAGCCGUUCAUCUUCAGCUGACAGCCGCAGCGACCAUCGCGUCAAGAGGCUCCGUGGUAGCCCGAGCCCCAGCAAGCGGAGUAGAGACGUGAACAGGAAUCGUCGGGGAGAGGAGCAUGCCGUCGGUGCGGUUAGAACAAAGCGUCGUUUGUCGGAAGAGAGAGGACUUGGGGAGGUUAGAUUGGAGGGGAGGGAGCGAACGCAAAGAGAAGACGGCAGAGGAGAACACAGGGAUGAAAGUAGAGGUCACAAACGCCGGCGAUCCCACAGUCGGGACAGAGGCCAUAGGGGCCGCAAGAGCAAACGACGGUCGCGCUCGCCGCAGAGUGAGGAGGAGAGGGAGAGGCAUCACCGACAGCAUCACAGGAGCAAUGGGCAGACCGGAGAGGGCAGCGAGCGGCAGCGGGGCCACACAGAAGAAAGAGCCCACAGGCGUCACCGUUCAGAAGAUGACCGGUGCGGUUAG